AUGGAACCCGUGUUUGGUUCGUUCUUACUAACUCAAUUUCAUUCGACCGCCGACGUUGGUCGACUUUCGUUCGUGAUGCGACAGCUUCGUUUGACGGAAUCGGCUUACCAGAUCCCGGAUGAAUGCCGCAAUAAUGUCGCCUUCUCAUUUGAUACCGCCUCUUUUUUAUGGCUACUAAUCUUUUGGUGUCCCCUUCUCUUUUGGUGUUGCCCAGUCUUUUUGGUUCACCUCUCCUCUUUUAGUGUCCCCUUCUCGUUUGAUGCCGCCUCUUUUUUAUACCUGCUGAUCUAUUGGUGUCCCCUUCUCUUUUGGUGUUACCUAGUCUUUUUGGGUUGCCACUCAACUUCUAGUGUCCCCUCCUCAUUUGAUACCGCCUCUUUUUUAUGCCUGCUAAUCUCUUGCUGUCCCCUUCUCUUUUGGUGUUGCCGAGUCUUUUUGGUUCGCCUCUCGUCUUUUAGUGUUCCCUUCUCGUUUGAUGUCGUCUCUGACUCCUUGUCAUUUGAUAACGCCUCUCUUUUAUACCUAUUAAUCUAUUGGUGUCUCCCUCUUUUUUGGUGUUGCCGAGUCUUUUUGGUUCGCCUCUUCUCUUUUAGUGUCCCCAUCGCGUUUGAUACCACCUCGUUUUUAUAA
Acanthosepion pharaonis is the source of this 630-nucleotide messenger RNA. The record is from the annotation of a GenBank genome assembly. Lineage: Eukaryota; Metazoa; Mollusca; Cephalopoda; Sepiida; Sepiidae.